Molecule: messenger RNA, 567 nt
Organism: Mycena citricolor
Lineage: Eukaryota; Fungi; Basidiomycota; Agaricomycetes; Agaricales; Mycenaceae
Source: the annotation of a GenBank genome assembly
AUGGGCUUCGUGGACUCGUGCACCACCUACAUUGGUGCCUACCAGUCGGAAUUCUCGCUGGAUGAAACCAAAAUCCUCUUCAUCCUCUCCUACCUCCGCAACGAGGCUGGCACAAGCUGCGCUGCCUCAAGAUGGGUAAUGAACUGGAAGCAGCGCAACUUUGAGAGACUUAAUGGAAUAAAGGCUGGGGUCACCUUGGCAACCUUCUUGGAGGAGCUUCAAAGGGCUUUUGGGGACUCCAACACGGAGCAACUCUCCGACUUCGAGAUGCUGGCUGCGGACGCGCAGUACAACGUGGUCACCUUCACCGACAGCAAGGGCGAGUACAUGAAGGGGGAUCAAGACAACAUCCUCAUCGAGUUCCUCGAGCGUGGACUGAGCAGCGAGAUCGCAAGCCGCCUCUACAACACAGGUGUCCCCUUGCCCAAGGCGUAUGGUGCCUUCAAGGACUGGAAGAAGCGCACGUUCUUCAAUCGGGCCACAAUGCUUGUGGAGAUCGAGAACAGGGACAAGGACAACGAGUUCCUCAAGGAGAUUGUUGAGAAGCUGCGCGAAAAGGGUUUUUGA